Molecule: messenger RNA, 1015 nt
Organism: Lactuca sativa (garden lettuce)
Lineage: Eukaryota; Viridiplantae; Streptophyta; Magnoliopsida; Asterales; Asteraceae
Product: tropinone reductase homolog At5g06060
Molecular function (GO): oxidoreductase activity
Source: RefSeq, a predicted model, not a curated record
UAUAUAUCGAAAUAAAUAUAACAACAGACUCGAUCGAUCGGAGCAUGACGACCGCCGCACCUUUCUCUGGUCCAGUCGGAAAUUCCAGAUGGUCACUUGCCGGAAUGACUGCUGUCGUCACCGGUGGUACACUCGGGAUCGGUUAUGCUGUGGUGAAUGAACUGGCGGAGUUAGGGGCAGAAGUGCACACCUGUUCUCUUAACGAGUCUGAACUUAACUCACGCUUACAAGAAUGGUCCGACAAAGGCUUUAAGGUCACUGGAUCCUUCUGCGACUUAUCUUCUCGUCCCCAACGGGAGCAGUUUGUGGAAGAAGUCACAUCACUUUUCGGUGGCAAGCUCAACAUCCUAAUCAACAAUGUUGGGACAAACAUAUUUAAAACUACGUUAGAGUUUACCGCAGAAGAUUAUUCCAAGAUCAUGGCUACCAAUUUGGAGUCUUGUUACCAUAUGUGUCAACUUACACAUCCUCUUUUAAAAGCUUCUGGAGCUGGAAACAUAGUGUUGAUUUCAUCUGUUGGAGGUCUUAUUCACGUUUCUGGUGGGUCUAUUUACAGUGCCACCAAAGGUGCUAUGAAUCAGCUUGCAAAGAAUUUAGCAUGUGAAUGGGCUAAAGACAACAUUCGGACUAACAGUGUAGCACCAGGGUUCACUAAAACCCCACUCAUUCAGCAUUUUGUUGAAAGCGAGGAGUUUCUGGAAGCUAUGGCGUCUAGAAUUCCUCUGAAACGCGUUGCAGAACCAAAUGAAGUUUCAUCUCUUGUAGCGUUCCUUUGUAUGCCUGCUUCUUCUUACAUCACUGGCCAAACCAUUGCUGUUGAUGGUGGACUUACGGUCAAUGGAUUCCCGUGAGUGCAACGUACGUACUUGCAGUACUUUGUGUAUUGCUCACGCCAUGCUAUCAAAAUUACGAGUUAUUGAUGUUUCUUUUGAUGUUCUAUCUCUCUCUUUUCGUCUGUAAGUUGUUUGUUAUAUAAGUAAAAUGGUUGAAAUAAUUUGACUCGUGAUUUACGUUA